AUGGCAGUCUUGUCUGUACUCGCGCUCGCUCUCCUGUCUACCGGGGCCGCAGCUAAAGUCUGCACUAAUGUCACUGUCCCGGUCGAUAUCAACGCCCGCCAAGGUGUCUUUGAUGUCCCCGUUCUGCAGGGCAACCUGGAUGCGACGACAUUCGCACAGAACUUCACCAACAUUGGACGAAAUUUCACAGACGAUGCUCUGGUAGACUACCAGACAGUAACUGGUCGCUACAACAUCAGUGCCAAAUUCUGUCGUCCAGAUCAAGAAAAUGGCACCAACCCCACCGUGCAGGUCUUGACUCACGGCAUUGGCUUCGACAAGAGUUACUGGGACAUCCCCUUUAAUGCGUACAACUACAGCUACAUCGACGUCGCCGUUGACGACUACGGCUUCAGUACUGUUAGCAUUGAUCGAUUCGGCAUUGGGAAUUCUUCGAAGGGAGAUCCCCUCAACCUCAUCCAGGCGCCAGCCGAGGUCUCCGCCCUUUAUGAGAUCACCAAGAUGUUGCGUGCUGGCACCUUCCCAACCGUCGACACUGCGUUCAAGAAGAUUGUGCAUGUCGGCCACUCCUUCGGAUCUGUCCAAAGCUACCUCCUCUCUGCUCUGGAUCCCACCGCUACAGACGGACUUGUUCUGACAGGCUGGUCGUUGAAUGCUACUUGGCUACCGCUUACCCUCGCAGACUGGAACGUUCACCUCGCUCGUCUCAACCAACCGCUUCGCUUUGGGAACAUAAGUACCUCCGCCGUACAGCAGGCGUACUCAUACUUGGACAGUUUCGGCGCUGGCAAUACCGAUCUUGUCGAGAUACUCGAUCGCGCGCUCGCUCUCGUCGGCAUAGACAUCAGUCGUCAAGACAUCUGGGAGGAGCUGGCGACAACAGAAGUCGGCGAUAUCGUCAAUGGCGUAAACGAAACCGUCACACCGAUCCCGCAGGACUUGCCCACCGGCUACCUGACCUGGGUCGAUUUCACCGCCAACCAGUUCGCCUUUCUCCUCCCUGGUUUCUAUGAUCUCGCUCUCGGUCUCUUCAGCGAGCGGACGAAGCAGCCGGUCACCUUGGGCGAAAUCUUCACGCUCGGGAAUGGUGCGCCCCCUACUACGCCCUUCUCCGGGCCAGUCCAGAUUGUCACGGGUCGGCAGGAUGUGAUAUACUGCGGUGGUGACUGUUUGGCGACCGGUGGUGUGGCAGAGAGCAUUCCCGCGAUGGCACAGAUGGCAUUCCCUAACGCCAGCGCGUUCGAAGCAUACAUACAACCCAACACCGGCCAUGGAAUCAAUGCCCAUUACAAUUCGACUGGCGCAUAUCACGUCAUUCAGCAGUGGCUUCUUAGUCAAGGGCUUGGAAGCUCAUAG
This is a messenger RNA of Coniosporium apollinis CBS 100218, 1356 nucleotides long. RefSeq lists its product as uncharacterized. Bases 1 to 1356 code for a protein of 451 amino acids. The transcript has 3 exons. The record is from RefSeq and is a predicted model, not a curated record. NCBI's taxonomy places the organism in Eukaryota, Fungi, Ascomycota, Dothideomycetes.